AUGUUCAUCAAUACGCCAGACACACUGUCUGUGUCCAUAUACCACCAUGCAGGCUCGGUGCUAGUGUGCACGAUGUGGUCGGCUUGGGUCAUCACUCGGUGGACGACAACCCCACAGGCGUUGCUAUCAAGAUGGCGACAAGUGCCGACCGUGCAGCUGAUCGUGGGCACUCUUGUGGUCUUGACGCACUUGUUUCUUCUGCGAGGAUUGGGCAACUUCUACGGGCCGGCUGCUGUCGCUCUGUCGCCAGUGGGCCGGUGGGGGCCAUUCUGUUUGCUGAUGCUCUUCUACUCUGGAGGGCACAUGGGUGAUGCGCGGGCGAAGCGGACACCCAAUUCUGAGAGGUGGCAAUCGCAAAGGGCAAGUUUUGGCACUGUGUUUGGAUACGGUUUUCGAGUUUGGACUCACACGUAG
Messenger RNA from Ostreobium quekettii, 414 nucleotides. Lineage: Eukaryota; Viridiplantae; Chlorophyta; Ulvophyceae; Bryopsidales; Ostreobiaceae. The record is from the annotation of a GenBank genome assembly.